AUGAGCGGAGACGGCACAAAACUGCUUCAGCAGAGGCUGGCCGAACGAACCCGCGAACAUAAAGCAACACGCAAAACAGCGCUAGAGAGCAAAUUUCGUAAGCUGCCCUCUCCAAUGUCAUCCAAGAACGACAAACUGGUGCACGACAUGUCGUCAGAGGAACUGACGGAGGAACUAAUGCAGGUUUUACGGCAUGAGGCCUCAUUCAACACAGCCGAUGCCAAACCUGCCAACAUGAUCGCAGCAGUGGAAUCAAUCCUCAGCCAGACGGGGGCGACAGACGAAACGAAGAACCUCAUUCGACACCAAGUGUCCUCGCUCCAAAUGGCUUUCCAAGGUCGAGCGCGAUGCACUUAAGGAACUCACGGUCGACAACGACCUCGUUCCCGCGCCUGCGGACAAGGGGUGUUCGACGGUCGUAUUGAACAGAACAGAAUACAAUCAAAAAGCCAAGAGCUUGUUGGAGGAUCGUCAGUCCUCUGUCCCAUGCGAAUCCAACCCCAUGAAAACGCUGACACGCGAGAUUAACGCGACGCUGUUGGCAAUGGAGAACUCAGGUGCAAUAUCGCCAAUAGACAGACGCAUGGCGAGAGCACAAGAAACGGCCCUAGUCCGAUUCUACGGUCUCCCAAAAGUGUACAAAGAGGGCGUUCCUCUCCAGCCUAUCGUUUCACUAAAGGGCGGUCCAACUUCAGGACUGGAAAAGUGGCUGUUCCAACGUCUCAUGUUUCUGACCUCCGAUUCGAAUACCACAGUCAGCUCGUCAACGCAAUCCCUGGAGAAACUUAAAGGAGUAAGUCUCCUGCCAAGCGAUAUCAUGGUUUCCUUUGAUAUCACGUCCCUUUUUACUCCUAUCCCGCAGGACCUGGCAGUCGAGACAAUCGAACUACUCCUACGAGAGAAGUACGACGAAACGGAGAAUCGCCUCGGACACGCCUUAUUCAUCCAGCUCCUGAGGUUCUGA
Molecule: messenger RNA, 964 nt
Organism: Spirometra erinaceieuropaei
Lineage: Eukaryota; Metazoa; Platyhelminthes; Cestoda; Diphyllobothriidea; Diphyllobothriidae
Source: the annotation of a GenBank genome assembly